UGAGCACAAAAAUCAGUGGUCGGAUUUCAGUUGCCACCAAUAGUACUGGCUGGCCAAACUGGGCAUGCAGCGUGCCACAUCUUCACACUCGUACUCGUAGAGAACGAACCCUCAGAGUGAGUAGAGGUUGAGCUACGCUACGUCCUAGGCGGCUCGUGUCCUACUGAGUGAGUAGAUCUACUGUUGCCGGUUGAGCACCUGAGGCUGCGCAUCAGUUGCAGCUUCAUCAUACGCAGUACAUACGCAGUCAGCAGCUACGGACGCUGGAAGCAGGAAGUGGCAGUGAAAGGCACUACGGCCCUGAUCGCAUCCCUUACUGUCUUGUGUCCUCUAGUGGCUGUCUCUAGCUCUGUCCGUUUAUCUUCUGUUUAUUUCUAGCUGGGUUGAUUGCCUGUAACAGUGUUGCACCGUUGCGCUAUGCAAGGAUUCGCUGCACCAGUGAGCAACAUGGCCUUACCGUUACCGGACGAGAUGUAAGGGUAACGCCUGGCUUACGGUAUACCACCUAUAGUAAUCGUCCUGUUCUGGGCGCAGUCAAUGGUUGCAUCUGGCGCGCCAAAAGUCUCCUUGUAGCGGUAGUACUAGUAGGAUUAAAUUAAUCUGCCCACCUGCCACUAGCAAAGGAAGUCAGAUUGUUCUUAUUCUUCUUCGUCUUCACCAUAAUGGGCCGGCUAUUUCUGCUGAUCCUGGAUCUCCUGGCGGGCACGCUCUUGGUAGUUCUAGCACUUUCGCAAUGCCUAUCUAAAGUGCAGUAUGUCUCGUCCGAGACCGCCAGAUUCGCACAAGUGAACGGGUUUGAAAGCAUAGGCGAAGGAAUUCUGCGUGGCUCCCUGCUCAACGAUAUCCCAGACUCUGCGAGACGCACCCGACCCAGCAGUGGACGAUGCAAACCACACAAGAUCACUAGAGUCUGCAGCGAAACUCCAGUGGUGUCGAUUGGUGUCUUCCUCACGAAACAUACGCAACAUUCGCAGGUCGAUGCUAGAACUAGCGCAAAGCAGCUCAGGCGAGAGCUGUUUGCACUUCUCCGAGCAUUUCUGCUCUCCUGGAAGCUAUGGUCAGCCAGUGAACAGAACGAUGGGGACACAGAAGUCCGUUUCAAGCUGCUGAUAAUUUCUUGCGAACAUGACCUGGCCAUCAUCCGCGCCGCUCGAGGUGUGCUGUUGACCUUUGAACCCGUCUAUCGAACAGUAGAUGCCCUGGAUGUUGCAUUAGAAAUCAUCGAUUGUCUUACGGCUACGACUACCGUCGAACCCAACUCUUCAGCAACCGGAAACACCGCUAGCUGCAGCUCUGGGUCGGGAGAGUCUGCCGAAGGCCGAGCAAGUAAUGCUGCGAACCGCAAUUCCGAAAGUCUACAAGAAAUAGCAGCGCACUACAUCAGGCAGCGGUGCAUGAUUUCGCGAAGGAAUGUUCUCUUCGCGCUGGGAACUGAAUACAGAGACUUUCUGCUGCUUCUCACUUAUGCCAAGGACCACGCCAUCUUGCAGCACAGCGCCACCAUGGAUAGGUUCCCGGUUACAGAGAGCGUGAGAGUUUUGCUCACCAUUCCGAUUCAGCCGCAAAGGUCGGAAUCGAAUCCGAGGCUGAACACUGGUCAUGAUCUCAGCUCUCUAAGUUCACAGAAACCUGGCCUGACUUGGCGGCUGUGCUGGAUGUACUGUUCUAGGGUUGGUGAGGCUGGUAAUGGCGUGGAAAUGCCGGACUGCGGAAGGACAGAAGACUGCAAGGAUAGCCAUGUCGUUAGUCAACCGGAGCAAGGACGCGUAAGCUUAGCACUGAACAGCCACGACAUUGUUCUCUACUCGCUCCACAUGAAGACUUUGUCGGACCCUGGCGUGCGCGCAUGCCAGCACCUGUGGACGAGAGCCUGGAAUAUGCUGCAACGCAGCACCAUGAUCACAAUUCAAUCGGAUGCGAGAAGCUCACAAGCCGAUGUGGACGCCCUGGCAGAUGGCGUGGCUCUGCUUACGCAGGUCUCAACCGACCGUCUGCACAACUUAGAGACGCUGUGCGAGAGGUGGCCAGGUCCUAUCGACCUUGCCAUACACGUUCAGGACCAGAAGAGCUGGCAGUUGACCAAAGAAACAGUGCGAUCAUGUUCAUGCUGGCAGCGGCUCAGAGCACACUUAGUCUACCAGAAUGCCAGUGCAGAACUUUCUUACCCGGUCAAUUUCCUACGCAACAUCGUCCUGAGCCGGAGCACUGCAGAGUUUGUGUUCAUUCUGGACUUUGACUUCAUCCCAUCGGUCGACUGCUACAGAAUGCUCCAGGAGAGGAUAAGAACUUCAGACUCAUGGGAGAGGCAAGUUCUGGUCGUGCCUGCAUUCCAGGUCCAGAUCGCUGAUGCCCCGAUGCCUAGUAAUAAGAUCGACAUGUUACACAUGCUGGCUGAUGGAACGGCCAUGCAGUUUCACGGUGACAAGUUUCCACCAGCCCACCAACCUACAAACAUCGGGAAAUGGAAAUCUGCCGCACAGCUGUACCCGGUCCAGUGGCAGCUGCACUACGAGCCUUACAUACUGGCAAAAAGGACCGCCCUGCCAAACUACGACAUGUUCAUGCCAGCACGCUUUGGCAACAAGGCAUCCCACAUCAUGCACAUGGAUGCGCUGGGCUUUCAGUUCUACGUGCAUCCACAUGCGUUCGUUGUUCAUAGGUCCCACGUCCCGGCCUGUCAAACGCGCCGACUAACGGGCUGCGUAAGGCGACUGCAGCAGGAUUUUGUGACAUUUCUGGAAGAGGUGUGCUCACCUUGCGCAAAGAACCGCUACUCUGGAUUCAACAUGACCUACUCGAAGUUUAUGCAGCAAACAGGCAAACUAUCUAGCUAUGUAUGAUAUUAUGACUAUGAAAGCCGGUGUCGGAAUUUGCGAGGUUGAAAGCAUGCAGUCAAAUAGUGUCUAGGUCUGAAGAAUGUGAAGAUAGUAUGGUUAUUCGCGAGGUUGACUGUACAUUGCCACUGUGUAUCCUUGUAGUUUCAUUUCCUAUUAUUAAUUUUCAUUUUCAAAAGUUGGAAAUUGGUUGUUCCAACGAGGAACACACGCUUCUUGCCGAACUUGACACUUGACUGACUCACGACUGCCAUCCGGAGCACACGAGGAGCACGUCGCACCUUCCACUCGGCAAACCUGCAAGAAAG
Molecule: messenger RNA, 3142 nt
Organism: Sycon ciliatum
Lineage: Eukaryota; Metazoa; Porifera; Calcarea; Leucosolenida; Sycettidae
Exons: 1
Coding region: 663-2840 (725 amino acids)
Biological process (GO): protein O-linked glycosylation via mannose
Molecular function (GO): glucuronosyltransferase activity; xylosyltransferase activity
Source: RefSeq, a predicted model, not a curated record